GUAAAAGGGAUGAAAGACCUGCAGUUUUGCAUUAUUUUUGUUCUUUUUGAGCAUUAGACGUGCAUGGUUAUCUGGCCUGUUCACUGUGCAUCUAAUGGUACUUGUAACCCCUUUACUGGUGUUUCUAAGCAACCGGUAAAAUGAGGGCUUAACCGAGGAUUUAGAAACACUUGAAUGACUGUGAUUUAUUUGGUAGGAGCAUGUUGAUCAUCCUUACAACCGGUGGAGGAAGAACGGCAUCACUUUAAACUGCACUGUAACUCGUCAGCGGUCGAAAAGAGCAAGAGAAAUGGGGAUGCAGCCGCCGGAGACACUCACCGUUGGCAGCGAGGUGGUCGACACAAUGUCUGAAGUCACCACUGUUCUGCUUCUGCUGCUGCUACUGCUGCUGUUCACGGCCUGGAGCCGAAUAAAACGGUCACAUAUACCCGGUCCGUCCUUCUUGGCAGGACUCGGUCCUAUCCUCUCCUACGGCAGAUUCAUCUGGACGGGGAUAGGAACAGCGAGCAACUAUUACAACAACAAAUAUGGCAGCAUUGUCCGGGUCUGGAUUAACGGCGAGGAGACCCUCAUUCUGAGCAGAUCUUCAGCAGUGUAUCAUGUCCUGAGGAGCGCCCACUACACAGCCAGAUUCGGGAGCAAAAAAGGGCUGGAGUGUAUUGGGAUGGAAGGGAGGGGUAUCAUUUUCAACAGCGAUGUUCUGCUCUGGAGAAAAGUGAGGACAUAUUUCUCUAAAGCUCUGACAGGCCCAGGCCUCCAGCGUACGGUGAGAAUCUGUGUGAGCUCCACAGCCAAACAUCUGGACCACUUGCAGAAGAUGACCGACCCCUCCAGACACGUGGACGCUCUCAAUCUGCUAAGAGUCAUAGUGGUGGACAUCUCCAACAGGCUUUUCCUGAGGGUGCCGCUCAAUGAGAAGGACUUGCUGAUGAAAAUCCACAGCUACUUUGAGACCUGGCAAACAGUUCUUAUAAAGCCUGAUAUAUUCUUCAAGAUUGGAUGGCUGUACAACAAGCACAAGAGAGCAGCCCAAGAGCUGCAGGACGUGAUGGAGAGCCUUCUUGAAAUGAAAAGAAAGAUUAUAAAUGAGUCUGAGAAGCUGGAUGAUGAUCUUGAUUUUGCAACAGAGCUCAUCUUUGCUCAGAAUGUCGGAGAGCUUUCAGCAGAUAACGUCAGGCAGUGCGUGCUGGAGAUGGUGAUUGCAGCACCUGACACACUCUCCAUCAGCCUCUUCUUCAUGCUGAUGCUGCUGAAACAAAACCCAGACGUAGAGCUGAGGAUAGUGGAGGAGAUGAACGCUGUCUUGAGUGAAAAAGGUGAAAACAUUGAUUAUCAAAGCUUAAAAGUGUUGGAGAAUUUCAUCAACGAGUCUUUGCGAUUUCAUCCGGUGGUUGAUUUCACAAUGCGAAAAGCUCUGGAGGAUGACAACAUCGAAGGCACUAAAAUCCCAAAAGGAACCAACAUCAUUCUCAACAUUGGUCUUAUGCAUAAGACCGAAUUCUUCCCAAACCCAAAAGUGUUCAACCUGAUGAACUUUGACAAAACAGUGCCCAGUCGUUUCUUCCAGCCAUUCGGAUGCGGGCCUCGUUCCUGCGUGGGCAAACACAUAGCCAUGGUGAUGAUGAAGGCCAUCCUGGUCACUCUGUUGUCUCGUUACACCGUGUGUCCUCGCCGUGGCUGCACCCUCAACAGCAUCCGGCAGACGAACAACCUGUCACAGCAGCCUGUGGAGGACGAGCACAGCCUGGCCAUGCGCUUCAUCCCUCGAACCACAUCAACUCAACACAGUCAGCACUGAGACACGUGCAGGGGUCACAUUUUGGUGGAAACUACUUGGUAGUGCAUAUUGUGAAGUAUGUAACCGAUACAAAAAUAUUCCCUUGAUUGUACAAAUGUGCAAAAACCCACAACCGUUGGUACUUUGGGUUUUCAUAGUUCAAUAUAGAGUGCUGCAGGAAUGGGUCCUAAACCCAGGACAUGGUUCCCUCGUCUCAAAGUCAAUGGGUUUUUUUCAGUAACUCCCGCUCUCUUGGAUUUUUAAAGUUUUUACAUGUAUUAAAAAAAAGUUUAAGUGAGACCAUAAAACAUCACUUUGUAGCCUAACGUGUGUUCAUUUGUGAAGAAUAUCUCGCUGAACAAAACGUGUAAAUAUCAUAACCUUGUGUUUGCUACGGAUCUUAUUUUCUGCAAUAAUCACAAAUCCAAUCGAAAACCUCAUUGGCUUUUUGUCGAUGGAACCAGUGCGACGCUAACUUCCGGGUUGAUCUACAAAAAUACGCCAUCCCUGCAGACGUCUCUUUCUUACUAAAUGUUGUCUAUUUUGACGUUACUGACCUUUAACAAAUACUACUGACAGUUUUAACAGAAACAGUGCAAGCAUGAUCUUCUAGCCCACGUGAUGCAGUUUGUAAAAACAGGAUAGACAUGGAUAUAGAUGUUGUUUAGCUGUCUUAAGGUAUCAAAAUGCUGUCCUAAUGUGGAGCCAACUUGCUUUUGUUUAGGACCUGGACUGAGUCAAUCAGACAGUCAUUUUGUAAUAUUGAUCUGAGUUCAGUCCUGUUAAUGAAGUUAAAACAUGUUAAAACAAGUCAAUGACAUAUUUUACAGACAGUAUCUGUUUCCUUUAGCGUUACUGUUUAGGUUUACUGUUUUAAGAAUUAAUAAAGUUAAAAUAUCAAUGUUAAAGUAUAGAAUAGUGAGGAGUGUUACAUACAAAUGUAUAUAUAUAUAUAUAUAUAUAAAAUAUUGGGUGUAAAUGCAUUAGUAUGAUGAAUCCAGAUAGAAACUCAUUAACCCUCACUAUCUUAUAUUGUUUUUUUCCAUGUUAAAUCUCUAUAAAAAAGGUUGAUAGUAUUCAGAGAUAACUUCUUUUUAGGGUCUCAGUGAAUGGAAAUGUGGACUGUACGACAAAGGCUGCAAAUCAAAUGAUACUAGUAUUUUUUUUGUGUUUUUUUGGUGUUUGUAGUAAGUAAAUACUCAUUCAAUAAAUAUUUCAAAUAUCCCAUGAGAGGAAA
Messenger RNA from Anarrhichthys ocellatus (wolf-eel), 3014 nucleotides. It is a transcript of the gene cyp19a1b, whose product is annotated as cytochrome P450, family 19, subfamily A, polypeptide 1b. Gene Ontology annotation, biological process: female gonad development; response to estradiol. Bases 290 to 1798 code for a protein of 502 amino acids. Gene Ontology annotation, cellular component: endoplasmic reticulum. Lineage: Eukaryota; Metazoa; Chordata; Actinopteri; Perciformes; Anarhichadidae. Gene Ontology annotation, molecular function: iron ion binding; heme binding; aromatase activity. The transcript has 10 exons. The record is from RefSeq and is a predicted model, not a curated record.